AUGAGUGAUCCUCCAGCAGUGCAGCAGAAGGUGCAGAUGAUCUCCUGCAGGAGCCGGCGCUACCGCCGCAUCACUGGCACAGCUGGACACUGUUAUUAUCAGACGAUCGUGACUCCGGUCACCCUGCCCGACUAGCCGUGCUCCAGGAUUCCUCACACGGUCACUCUAGUGUCCAUUCCUGCCUCCACCGAUGGGAAACGAGGCUUUUCUGUGUCCAUCGAUCAGGGCUCCAGUCCCAACGGCUUCAGCCCCGAACACACACACACCGUCAGAGUCUCCAAGGUGGACCCAGAGUGCAUCAGUCCAGACGUCAAGAACUCUAUUCAUGUUGGCGACCGGAUCCUGGAGAUCAAUGGAACCCCAAUCCAGAACGUUCCUCUGGACGAGAUUGAUUUGCUGAUCCAGGAGACCAAUCGUCUGCUGCAGCUGACCAUUGAACAUGACCCUCAUGAUCACGGCCCCUCAGAGGACCAGGUGGACGGACCGACACCCCCGUCUGAGGGCCCCAGCCCCAUCACGCGCAGUUUCAGUAUCGAUAAAUCUCCGUGCUCCAGUAACACUCCGUCUCCACUGUCUCUGAGGAAAGACACAAUCGGCCGCUCCGAGUCGCUUCGCAUUGUGUCCAGCCGCACACGCACCCGAAUAUUCAGAGCCUCCGACCUGAUCCACGGAGAGGUUCUGGGUACAGGCUGCUUCGGGGACAGUUGUCAUGUGACUCACAGAGAGACGGGAGAGGUGAUGGUGAUGAAGGAACUCAUUCGAUUCGACGAGGAAACACAGAGGACCUUCCUCAAAGAGGUGAAGGUCAUGAGAUGUUUGGAUCAUCCCAACGUGCUGAAGUUCAUCGGUGUCCUCUACAAAGACAAGCGGCUCAACUUCAUCGCUGAGUACAUCAAAGGAGGAACGCUGAGAGAUAUCAUCAAGAAUAUGGACAGCGGUUAUCCUUGGAAACAGAGAGUGAGUUUUGCCAAGGACAUCUCCUCUGGGAUGGCGUAUCUGCACUCCAUGAACAUCAUCCACCGAGACCUCAACUCACACAACUGCCUGGUCAGGGAGAAUAACAGUGUUGUUGUGGCGGACUUCGGACUGUCCCGACUCAUGGUGGAGGACAAGAAUCAGGACAAGCUGUCCUCGGGACAGAUCCCAGGCGUGAGAAACCCCGACCGGGAGAAAGAGAGAUACACCGUGGUGGGAAACCCGUACUGGAUGGCUCCUGAAAUGAUUCACGGGAAGAGCUAUGAUGAGAAGAUCUUCUAUCUGUCGUUUGGCAUCAUGCUGUGUGAGAUCAUCGGCCGAGUCAACGCUGAUCCCGACUGCAUGCCCCGCGCCAUGGACUUCGGGCUGAACGUGAAAGAGUUUUUGAAGGAUCACUGCCCGUCUGACUGCCCGACCGCUUUCUUCCCCAUGGCGGCGCUCUGCUGCGAUCUGGACGCUGAGAUACGGUUAGACGACCCAACGCUGACAAAACAUGUGCAUCAGCACAUUAAUAUAAACUAUUAGGGCUGUCAAGCGAUU
Messenger RNA from Cyprinus carpio (common carp), 1515 nucleotides. Its product is annotated as LIM domain kinase 1a. NCBI's taxonomy places the organism in Eukaryota, Metazoa, Chordata, Actinopteri, Cypriniformes, Cyprinidae. Gene Ontology annotation, biological process: actin cytoskeleton organization; protein phosphorylation; positive regulation of stress fiber assembly. Gene Ontology annotation, molecular function: protein serine/threonine kinase activity; ATP binding; protein binding. The record is from RefSeq and is a predicted model, not a curated record. Gene Ontology annotation, cellular component: nucleus; neuron projection; cytoplasm.